GAAGUGUUCAGUACGCGCGCCGCACAAUAAACAUUGCAAAUACCGUACAAAACAUCUCUCCGCAUCCCGCGCUUAUAAUUACUUUUAUGGCGCAUCAGCAGCAACAAAGACGACGCCCCACCACGGCCCCCACAGCCAUCAAAAGCCAUCAGCAGGAAAGCCGCAGCCACUGUAUUAGCAGCUAACACUGGCACACAUCAUUGCGUUUAAACAAAUAUUUUGCCACCAUUUUGCACCGUCUUGGAGCUAAAGCUCUCCAUUGAUUUAUUGGACCAAGCAGAGGAAGUACCGCAAGACAUUGCCAGCUGUUGUGAGAGCAGAGAGAAGGAGAACGAGAGAGAGAGAGAGAGAGAGGAAAGUGAAUUUUUUGCCGGUCAACGUCCUGCGGUGAGGUGAAGGUGAGCGAAAGGACAUUGCGCCUACAUACCGGCUUCCCUCCCACGCGCUGAAACACAAACACUCUCACACACGCUCGGUGGUCUACAUUGGGCAAAAACAAAGUUGUUAAAGAUAAGCGAAGACCGGUAAACACCCACAACAGCGUAAUCGGACUACGCGCCUCCCGCAACCGACAACCAGUAAACACUCACCCCCCCCCGCGAAGCAACAACACACACGAUAUGCGCCUGUUCCCGGUACGCCUCUCGGCCGCCUCGUCCUCGAUGGCGAGCCUGACCAAAAUGCUCGACUUCUACUCGGGCUUCAACCCAUCGCCGCUAUCCAUCAAACAGUUUAUGGACUUUGGGCAAAAUGCGUGCGAGAAAAAGUCGUACAUAUUUCUGCGAAAGGAGCUGCCGGUGCGAUUGGCCAACAUCAUGAAGGAGAUUGCCCUGCUGCCGGACAAUCUGCUGCACACCAGAUCCGUCAGCGAGGUGAGCUCCUGGUACGUGAAGAGCUUCGAGGAGGUGCUGGAGUACGAGAAGGCCGAUCCCACACACGACAAUUUGCACAAGUUUGUGCAUCAUCUGGAUCUCAUUAGGAAUCGGCACAACGAUGUGGUGCAGACGAUGGCACAGGGCGUCAUUGAAAUGAAGGAGAACGAGGGCGGCACGGUAGAUGCGCCCACCGAGAGCUCUAUACAGUACUUUCUCGAUCGGCUGUACAUGUCGCGCAUCAGCAUCCGGAUGCUGAUCAAUCAGCACACUCUGCUCUUUGGAGCGAAUCCCCACUCGGGUGGUCGGCACAUCGGCUGCCUGGACCCAGCCUGUGACUUGUCGGACGUGGUGCGCGAUGCGUAUGAGAACGCCCGCUUCCUCUGUGAUCAAUAUUAUCUGACGAGCCCCGCGCUGGAAAUCCAGGAGUAUUGCCGUGAGCCAGAGGGCAACCUGCCCAUCCGCACUGUCUACGUGCCCUCGCAUUUGUAUUACAUGCUCUUCGAGCUCUUCAAGAACUCCAUGAGAGCUGUGGUGGAGCACCACAAUAAUGACAACUGCGACACCCUGCCGCCCCUCAAGGUUGCCAUCUGCCGCGGCCAGGAAGACAUCUGCGUGAAGAUCUCCGAUCAGGGUGGCGGCAUUCCGCGCUCCCAAACUGACCAGCUUUUCAAGUACAUGUACAGCACGGCUCCGCAGCCAUCCAAGUCGGAUCUGCACACGGUUCCUUUGGCCGGCUAUGGGUACGGUCUGCCUAUAUCGCGGCUCUACGCUCGCUACUUCCAUGGCGACAUAGUGCUGCUCUCGUGCGAGGGCUUCGGCACGGAUGCCAUAAUCUACCUAAAGGCUCUGUCCGAUGAGGCCAACGAGCUGCUGCCCAUCUUCAACAAGACGAGCUCCAAGUUCUAUCGCGCCACGGUGCCUACGGGCGACUGGUCCAAUCAGAGCUCCGAUAUGAAUGCCCGACAGCUGUCGGCCACCACACCAAAACGCUACAACGACUUGGUCCAGGAUGCCUAAGACCGAUUCCGCGCACGCAACUGCUAACUGCUACUCAGGUUAAGGACUUACAUAUGACGAUUCAGGAACAACAGCAACAGUUGGAUAUACAAGGACACACAUCACUAGCUCUAGACAAAGACAUUCCCAAACAGCAGAAGUCGCCACUCGUAUUCAUGGCAGCAACGUUAGUGAACUAAGUUUUCGUGUUGUUAUUGAAAAUGAAAAACGAUGGUAGAAAUACAUAAUGCUAAUUGUUAAAGAUCAA
Molecule: messenger RNA, 2139 nt
Organism: Drosophila persimilis
Lineage: Eukaryota; Metazoa; Arthropoda; Insecta; Diptera; Drosophilidae
Gene: Pdk
Product: pyruvate dehydrogenase (acetyl-transferring) kinase, mitochondrial
Exons: 6
Coding region: 621-1892 (423 amino acids)
Biological process (GO): regulation of glucose metabolic process; protein phosphorylation
Cellular component (GO): mitochondrion
Molecular function (GO): pyruvate dehydrogenase (acetyl-transferring) kinase activity
Source: RefSeq, a predicted model, not a curated record